Messenger RNA from Hydra vulgaris (swiftwater hydra), 1812 nucleotides. NCBI's taxonomy places the organism in Eukaryota, Metazoa, Cnidaria, Hydrozoa, Anthoathecata, Hydridae. The record is from RefSeq and is a predicted model, not a curated record.
AUGACAAAUGAUAUUGCAUUAAUGGUUGGUGAAAUUCUUCAUGACUUUGUGGUAUGUACGACUCUUCGAAAAUGCCUUACUGAUGGUUGUAACAAUAUUGAUAAAAACAAUUUCUCAGAAAUUUCGAUAAGAAUAGGGGAGAGUCGGAUGCCACGAAACUAUAAUAGAAAAACUGAAAUAAAAUAUAGGCUAGAGGAUUUAAAAAAGGCCAUAAAAGACGUGAAAAAUAAAACUUUUUCAUUAAGUCAAGCCUCUUUAGCUUAUUCGGUGCCUAAAACCACAUUAUUUGACUAUUGCAAGAAAGAAUUCAUAACACAACCAAGAGGUGGAAGAAAAUGUAUAUUCUCAGAUGCACAAGAAAAAGAGUUAAAAGAAUAUAUUGUCAAAUGUAGCCAGGUUUUUUAUGGGUUAACAAUUGAAAUGGUGCGAAAAAUUGCUUUCAAAUUUGCUGAACGAAAUAAGUUGACCCAUAAAUUUAACAGGAAAACCCAAUUGGCAGGUAAAGACUGGUAUUAUUCUUUCAUAAAAAGACAUUCAAAUAUUUCAUUGAGAAAACCUGAGCCCACUUCAUUAAACAGAAUAAAUGGAUUUAAUGCAACAGAAGUAAAAAUGUUUUUUGAAAAUCUGGAAACUUUACAAAAAACUUAUCACUUUGACCCUAAUCAUAUAUAUAAUGUUGAUGAGACCGGUAUUUCUAAUGUUCAACGAAAUUCCAAAAUCUUAGCCCUUAAGGGCCAGAAACAAGUUGGGAUGGCAACCAGUGCGGAAAGAGGUUCAACAACUACAGUUGUUUGUGCAUUCAGUGCUUCAGGAAAGUAUAUUCCUCCAUUUUUUGUAUUUAAAAGAAAACGCAUGAAUAAUCAGUUGUUGCGGGGAGGCAAUGCUGAUAUGCUUGCUACGGUCAGUGACUCAGGUUGGAUCAAUGAAAAUUUAUUUGUGGACUGGCUUUAUCACUUUAUCUCAUUUGCUAAACCAACCAAAGACGAACCUGUGUUAUUAAUCCUAGAUAACCAUGAGAGCCAUAUUAGCCUUGAUUGCUAUCUACUCUGUCGUGGAAAUGGAAUUGUAUUGUUAUCCCUUCCACCACACACUUCCCAUAGAAUGCAACUAUUAGAUUUAACAUACUUUGGUCCACUCAAAUCUGCAUACAACAGGGAAUGUGACAUUUUUAUGGCAGCAAACAUAGGCCGAAGAAUUACUCAAUAUGAAGUUGUUGAACUAUUUACAAAACCUUUUAAUCGUCUGAGCAAUAUUGAAAAAGCAGCCAAUGGAUUUCGAGCAGCUGGUAUUUAUCCGUUAGAUCCCACAAAAUUUAAUUUUUUUCCAAUCAGUAUCGUUACACAUGAAACGUCAUUACUUGAUAACAUUCAGAGUUCAGAAUCAGUUCAGAGUUCAGAUACUCAAGCCAAAUCAUCUGAAGUGUUAGUUAACCUAUCAUUGAAUCCUUCUAGUGUAGGUCUGUCGCCUGAUGUGAAUAUAGCCCCUGAACUGGUACUAAAUAGAUCAAAUCAGUCAAUAUCUCUUUUAAAUAUUGUCUCUGUACCUAAUUUGCCAAAAAGAAAAACCAGAGAAAGUCUAAGAAAAAAACAUUCUACUAUUAUCACUAGUUCUCCAAUGAAACAUUUUUUAGAGGACAAGCAGCAAAAGAAAAGUAUGAAGGAACAAGAAGUAAAACAGACUGCUGAAAAGUAUCAUGAUCCACCCACGGAAGACUGGAUAAAAUGUUAUAAAUGUAAGUCUUGGUACCACGAGAAGUGCACAAGUUGUGCAAGUACAUCAAGAGGUGUUCUCUGUGAUUUUUGCUAUGAAUAA